UGUGUGUGUGUGUGUGAGAGAGAGAGUGUGUGUGUGAGUGAGUGCGAUACAGAGAGAGGGAGAGAGAGGACUGCCGUUGAGAUUGGACUCUAUCACGUCUUCAUUAUUAGUCUAAAAUGCUUUAGUACCUUAUUAGCGCAGGCUGCCAUUCAUCUGUCCUGUCAGUCAAAGAUUAGUCACGCGGGAUACGUUAAGUUCAGGUCUAGAAAGUGUGUGGCGCAGCUGAAGGCCCAAAAUGCCCGAGCAGAGCAACGACUACCGCGUGGUGGUGUUUGGAGCAGGCGGGGUGGGCAAGAGCUCCCUGGUGCUCCGUUUUGUGAAAGGCACUUUCCGGGACACCUAUAUCCCGACGGUGGAGGACACGUACCGGCAGGUGAUCAGCUGCGACAAGAGCGUCUGCACCCUUCAGAUCACAGACACAACCGGCAGCCACCAGUUUCCUGCCAUGCAGCGUCUGUCCAUCUCCAAGGGUCACGCAUUCAUCUUGGUCUACUCCAUCACGAGUAAGCAAUCCCUGGAAGAAUUAAAGCCCAUAUACCAACAGAUUCUCGCUAUCAAAGGCAAUGUAGAGAACAUCCCCAUCAUGCUCGUGGGAAACAAGAGUGAUGAGACUCAACGGGAAGUGAAGACCGAAGAUGGAGAGGCCCAGUCCAAGAUCUGGAAGUGUGCUUUCAUGGAGACCUCGGCUAAGACUAACCACAACGUCACCGAGCUCUUCCAGGAGCUUCUCAACUUGGAGAAGAAGAGGAACAUGAGUUUGAACAUCGAUGGCAAGCGUUCUGGGAAGCAAAGCAGGGCUGACAAGCUAAAGGGGAAAUGCAGCGUCAUGUAGAGCGCUUGUUAGAGACACAGUGAGAUAAAGCUGAGAGAUAGAGUGAUAACAUAACAAAGGAAAGGAGCUGAGGAGGGGAAAAUGAAUGGAAAUGGUGUUAUUUGACAUUUCAUGCUUAUUUCCGAUAACAAGGAUUUUACUCUGACAUCUCAAAUUUCAUCUUUCACCAUCAGUCUUUGGCCUUAACAAGCACUGGUCUGAUCCUAUUGCCUUGUCUGUUUCUAUUACAUUCAGAAACAUUCAGACAGCAUUGUUAUCGCAUGCUAAAUAGCCCUUUUUGAGUUCAUGAUGCAGAUAUUUUUUAUUAAAUGGUUGCUCCUGCAUAGCUAAAGCAGAGUCAGGCUUUAUAUCAGCUGUGAUAUCCAAACAUAAGACUAAUGACAUUUAAACUUUUGUUUUGUAUAUUUAUUCAAAUGUUGAGCAAGUAGCGUCAGUAUAAGAUUAUAUAACAAUAUAGUCAAACCACCCUUUAAUAUUUUAUUACAGGUUGUAUAGAAUCAACUUUUUAUCUGUUCUCAUAACCUUUGGAUGAUUAGUUCUGCAUGUCAUUACAUCUUAAAAAAUACCAAUCAAUAUUUAGGACAAUGAUUUUUUGUUAAACAUUAACAGCACACGUAAUGCUUUGUAAAAUUAUUUCCAUGCAGUGACAUCAAGGCAGAUCAAAAAUCUGAAAGCAUAUAGAUACUUCAUAUUUCAUGCAGAUGCGCACAUGUUUAUGUAAAGCAGCAAGCACUCCUCGUCAUCUCUGCUUUGCAGUUGCUCAAAAUUGAGACACUUCUGGCAUCCCCAGUAAUUUGGAGUGAGCCAGAAUCUCCAUCUUCUUUUUGUUAUGUUUAUGUUAUAUUUUAUAACUGUUUAAAUGAGACAAUAACAAAUGUCUUCAAUCAGGAAAUGAAUGCAUUUUGCAGGAGGUGUACUUUGGCAGCAAAACCAAAUUGAGGAAGCAAGUCUUCUACCAUAUUUAUAGAGGCUAUAUAAUACGGCCACCUAAAGUGAUUAGAGUUUUAGGAUGAAACCCCCCAUCCAUAUUUUGGCUUGAAACUAUUCAGUUUUUGUGUUCUCAGUGACCCUUAUAGGAAGGUAAGAGAAUGCAAUCGCACCGCAAAUCAGCCUUUAACAAAAGAAAUGCUUCAAAAGGGCCUUGAUUGUAUAGCAUUACAUUUUUAUUUAACCAGCUGAUUGCCUUUGUACAAUGACAUGAGAAAGAGCCCCUUUAAUAUGUUUUUAGGUUGUACUUUACACAUCUGAUGUUAUUUAUCCAUGCUGUGCUGGUUUCCUAGGUUUUGAACAGGGUACACCAGAAAUGAGUAUAAAAGAAAGCUUUAUACAACAUUUCAGAAAACUAUAAUACAGAAAAGACCAAAUUCACAUAGUUUACUUUGUUAGACUUUAAGCAAGAAAUGAAGCAGUUAUGGUGACAUAUUAUAAUCAUAUAGUAAAAAGCUAGGUAUAUUAAACACUCAUAUGGAUGAUAACAUUUUACAUGAGUAAAACCAUACAUUUUAUUUUGGCGCAGGUAGAAAAAUAGCAUUAUAAAUGAGUAGAAGAAUAUAAUACCCCACCCCCUGUAUACAGUGACUAUAAUAUAUACUAAUGAUAUACUGUGACAAGCAUUGCAAUAGUUUAUCAGCUGUCAGUUAAUAUUAUGAUGAUUAAUAUUUUAAUAUUAGUUCCCUGGAUGCCUCACCAACACAUUCAUCCCCUUAAAAUGGUGCUAUAAUUUACCACCUCUCUACUGGUGACAGCGGUUUUGCUCUGCGUAGUUUAUGCAGUCAUAUCAUGAUAAAAAGUCCCCCCUUUUAUCACUCUGCAGAGUUUGCUGAUUUAUGACUUCGUAAUUUACUAAAUUCAGAACAACGCCUAGUCCAUCUAUCGCGACUCUAUUGGAAUCCGUUAUACCUGAAUCUACGUAUCCAAUCUCUAUAAAGCCCACUCAGCUGGCGUAUGAGUCACGCUGCUGAUACCAUCAGAGCCACUGCAAGCUGCACGAGAGGAAAACUGCAGAGCGCCUUGCAUUUUACAUGCAUGGGAAGUCUGCGCUCUCUGUAGAGUGUCAGCUACCUGCCGUCCUUUCGCUUGACUUGCCUCCGCAAUGCCAGUGUCCACCAGUUCUGCUUAUAACAUCAUUUUCUGAACCCAUGUCAUGCACAUUUGAUUGUAUAUAUUUGUAAAUUGUAUGUAAAGAAUACGACACUGCACUGACUCUUGUCGGAUGAACAUGGACAUAAUUCCUUUGAAAGCUCUUCAUGUGCUUGGUUGGAAUCCCAGGGGACUUUUGUGUAUACAUCUGGAUUAUCUUCAUGCAUUUUUUUCAGCUGGUAUCUUAAAUCUGGUUUACACAGUGAGCACUUUAAAUGCCUAUGGGUAAUGGAAUGUACUGUGAAACAUAUGUAAAUGACGACCUCCAUUUCAUAAAUCAAACUGCGCAUGGUCCCACUUGAUGUUUAGCCAGCAUGAGGGCAAGCAACAAAACUGUGAAGUGACUUUUCAACUCUGCAUUUUAUUAUUUUCUUUUUUGUACAAUAUUUUACAAAAGUUUUUUCUUUUUUUAUUAUUAUAGCUAUUAGCUACUACUGUGUAUGAUAUGUCCUUUAGCAAUAGUCUUCCUAAGACAUGGUAUGCUGUGCCCACGCAUCCCAAAUGAAGGAGAAUACGUACUAAAUAUAUAUAUAUAUAUA
Molecule: messenger RNA, 3510 nt
Organism: Puntigrus tetrazona (Sumatra barb)
Lineage: Eukaryota; Metazoa; Chordata; Actinopteri; Cypriniformes; Cyprinidae
Gene: diras1b
Product: DIRAS family, GTP-binding RAS-like 1b
Exons: 2
Coding region: 236-832 (198 amino acids)
Biological process (GO): signal transduction
Cellular component (GO): plasma membrane
Molecular function (GO): GTP binding; GDP binding; GTPase activity
Source: RefSeq, a predicted model, not a curated record